AACUUGCUGAUUUAGUUUUCUUUAUUUUUCCAAGGCGUUGGAACGGUAGACUUGGCGAUUUUAUAUGUACUGUGUACAAUUGGCGCCUGUUACCACUUACUUCCUUUCUAUGGUAUUGUAAAAGUAAUAAUUAAGUAUUGAACAUUUUACAUAUUGAUAAUAAUCGACUGAGGUUCUGUAACACGUCGGGGCUAAGGUCAAAUUCGUAAUAUCCGUUGCGCACGUUCGUCGGUCAAAUAAACCGAAAACCUGUCCGGCGGCUAUUGCCAUUGGUAUGUAACCUUCGUUUCGUGAAAAGUGAAAUCCUUGAUUCUUGAUCUGUUUUACUUGAUAUAUCAAAAGAUCACCCAUUCACCUAUUGACCGUUCAAGUGUUCACACGCGAAGAUUAUUUAAAAGUUAUCAAAAAUGAGUGGCAAAUCAGACAUUGCCUUGAUCGGUUUGGCCGUAAUGGGUCAAAACCUGAUUUUGAACAUGAACGAUCACGGAUUUAUUGUAACUGCAUACAACCGCACUGUAGAAAAAGUCGAUGAGUUUUUGAGUAAAGGCGCCAAAGGCACUAAUAUUGUUGGCGCUCAUUCUUUGAAAGAAUUAGUGGAUUCCCUAAAAAAACCUCGACGCGUUAUGAUGCUUGUGAAAGCUGGAAGCGCUGUCGAUGAUUUUAUUGCUCAACUGGAACCUUUGUUAGAAGAAGGUGAUAUCAUAAUUGACGGAGGUAACUCUGAAUAUCAAGACACUCAAAGACGAACGAAAACUUUAGCUCAAAAAGGUUUAUUGUUUAUUGGUUCUGGAGUAUCUGGAGGAGAAGAAGGAGCUCGUUAUGGCCCAUCACUUAUGCCCGGAGGUAAUUUCAAAGCCUGGCCAAGCAUUAAAAACAUUUUCCAAAGUAUUGCUGCUAAAGCUGAUGGCGAACCUUGUUGCGAUUGGGUCGGUGAAGAUGGUGCUGGACAUUUUGUUAAGAUGGUACACAAUGGAAUUGAAUAUGGUGACAUGCAACUUAUUUGUGAAGCAUAUCACUUAAUGAAGUCUGCAUUAAAUAUGUCUCCUAAAGAAAUGAGCCUAGCGUUUGAAGAAUGGAACAAAGGAGAUUUAGAUUCAUUUUUAAUAGAAAUUACUAGAAAUAUACUACAGUAUAAAGAUGAAGAUGGAGAUUAUUUAGUUGAAAAGAUCCGGGACGCUGCAGGACAAAAAGGAACAGGAAAAUGGACUGCAAUUUCCGCUUUGGAUUAUGGUGUACCUGUUACGUUGAUCGGAGAAUCUGUAUUCGCUCGUUGUUUGUCAUCGUUAAUAGAUGAGAGAUUGCAAGCAAGUAAAGUUCUUCGAGGCCCAACAGAGACCUUUAGUGGAGAUAAAAAAGAGUUCCUUAAAAAUAUUGGACAGGCACUUUACGCAUCAAAAAUUGUAUCGUAUGCCCAAGGAUUUAUGUUAAUGCGGGAAGCAGCUAAAAUUCAUGGAUGGAAACUUAACUACGGAGGAAUCGCCCUCAUGUGGCGUGGAGGGUGUAUUAUUAGAAGUGCGUUUUUGGGAAAAAUUAAACAAGCUUUUGAAUCUGAUCCAAAUCUUAAAAACUUGUUGCUCGAUCCGUUUUUCAAAGAUGCUGUUCAUAAAUGUCAAGCUGCUUGGCGUAAAGUGGUUGCCAAUAGUGCUUUGUUGGGAAUUCCUACUCCAGCAUUUAGUACCGCUUUGGCGUUUUAUGACAGUUAUCGUAGCGAAAGACUUCCAGCCAAUUUAUUACAAGCACAACGUGAUUAUUUCGGAGCCCAUACUUACGAAUUGUUGACAGCUCCUGGAAAGUAUAUUCAUACAAAUUGGACAGGAACUGGUGGCGAUGUAUCAGCUAGCACGUACAAAGCAUAAGAAGUGAAAUUAAUUUUUAAGGGGACCAACACACACUAUUCUAAAUAAAUAACAUUCUAUAGAAUAUUAAAUACAAUUUUUAUUUUUUUGAUAUGUUAUUAAAUUACUGUUUAUAUUUUCUAAGUAGUUAUCUAUUCUAAAUUAUAUGACUUGAUUUAUAUCAAGUUAAAUUGUUGGUUUUUGAAAUUGUAGUUAUUGUUUUUCAUUUUUCAAGUAUGUUUAUUAUAUUAUUCUAUACAUAAUUGGUAUUUAUUUUAAGUAAUGUGAUCAAAAUACAUUUUUUUUCAUAA
This is a messenger RNA of Adelges cooleyi (spruce gall adelgid), 2146 nucleotides long. RefSeq names its product 6-phosphogluconate dehydrogenase, decarboxylating (gene Pgd). Gene Ontology annotation, cellular component: cytosol. The transcript has 7 exons. The record is from RefSeq and is a predicted model, not a curated record. The coding region runs from base 408 to 1856 and encodes 482 amino acids. Gene Ontology annotation, molecular function: NADP binding; phosphogluconate dehydrogenase (decarboxylating) activity. Gene Ontology annotation, biological process: pentose-phosphate shunt, oxidative branch; pentose-phosphate shunt. NCBI's taxonomy places the organism in Eukaryota, Metazoa, Arthropoda, Insecta, Hemiptera, Adelgidae.